This is a messenger RNA of Monopterus albus (swamp eel), 7472 nucleotides long. It is a transcript of the gene nrxn2b, whose product is annotated as neurexin 2b. NCBI's taxonomy places the organism in Eukaryota, Metazoa, Chordata, Actinopteri, Synbranchiformes, Synbranchidae. The coding region runs from base 1034 to 5488 and encodes 1484 amino acids. The transcript has 24 exons. The record is from RefSeq and is a predicted model, not a curated record.
GCGACUCGACCAGGACCGUUCACAUCUGUCUUGGAGGAGAGAGGGGGCAAGAAAACCAGCUUUCUGGUCUGCUCAACGCUCUGGAUAAAAAAAUAGAAAAAGAAAAAGAAAAGAAACACAGAAGCCUACACUGCAUUCAGGUUAUAUCAAGGGAUUUUUACAAACCUCUCCAAGUCUGGAGAAUAAUAUCGGAGGAAUUGCAGCAAAGCACAAACACCCAGCACCAAUGAACACAUCAGCUGUGUGUGGGGCUUGCAACUGGUCAGCAUAUGCUAAAGUUUGGCCAGCAUGUGUCCUACUUGAGCCAUGUCUGCCUGCAGCUGAUCACUCACAGGUUCACAGAUCUUCACCUUCCUCCAUAAUGAUGGAACUCGUACCUGUAAGGCUCCAUGAUCUGUAAGUUUCAGGAGAAGAAAGGUUUACGAUGAGACCAUGAAUGCAUUGUAUGCUCUGUCAGACAUCAGCCUUCUCUGACACCCUUCUAUUAUAUGGCUCCUUCCCUCUUUGCCUCAUUUUCUUCUGGCUGAACUCUGCUUAAGGAAAGAUCACAACUGAAUAACUCUUCUCCCUAGCUGUUGGCGGCAGCUCAGUUUUCCUGGAAAUUACAUAGAGAUCUGGAUUCUCAAGAGGAAGAUUCUGUUUUUGGUCCAGGAUAAGACCACAAGGCUUUCAAAGAAACAGCUGGGUUGAAAUUAUCAUAUUCCCCCCUCUUUUACUCUCCCUCUAUCCAUCAGUCCUUUCGCCAAGUCCCAGAGGCACCAACUGAUGGAGAGACGAAGGAGAGAGUCAGGAUAAGGAUAAGAAUUAGAGCAUCAGAGAGAACAGAAAAAAAAAACUGCUGAUUUGUCAGGAACCCUGGACUUGUGUGUUUGUGAGGAUUACCCACAGGGCUUUACAUCCCCAUUAAGUUAUAUAUAAUAAUUGUUGUUUACCUUUGAAAUCUAUUAACCACAACAAAGCUAGGCCUUACCUCUUUGGUUUGUUAGACCUACAAGGCAUAAAGUAGAGAAUAGGAAACUUGGGAACACUGAGCAUGACAAGAGGGUUAAGAUUCCUGUGUUGGCCUCUGUGGCCUCUGGCCCUCUUUAGCCUGCUCAGUACAGUGAAGAUGCUGGAAUUUGGUGGGGCACCUGGCCAGUGGGCACGCUACGGGCGCUGGGAAGCUGGAUCAGUGGGCGAGCUGAGCUUCAGUCUCAAGACCAACAUCAGCAAAGCCUUGGUGCUCUACUUGGAUGAUGGUGGCAACUGUGACUUUUUGGAGCUGCUGAUCGCUGGUGGACGCCUCCAGUUACGUUUUGCCAUCCACUGUGCUGAGCCAGCCACUUUGCACAUGGAGACACGAGUGAAUGACGAUCGCUGGCACAUGGUCUUGCUCACACGCAACUUUCGUGAGACCCUCCUGAUGGUAGAUGGAGAAACAAAAGUGGCUGAGGUCAAAUCCAAGAGAAAGGAGAUGGCGGUGGUCAGUGAUCUCUUUGUGGGUGGGAUCCCACCCGAUGUGCGUCUUUCUGCACUGACGUCCAGUACAGUGAAGUAUGAGCCACCCUUUCAGGGCUUGAUUUCCAAUCUCAAGGUGGGGGAGAUGCCUCCUACUUUGUUAAAUAGCCAGGGCAUUCAGAGCGACCUGGAGUAUCUCUGCACCAAACAGAACCCAUGCUUCAAUGGAGGGUUUUGCUCUAUUCAGUAUGGAGAAGUUCACUGUGACUGCACUCACACCCGUUUCAAGGGGAAGUACUGCAAGGAAGCUGAAGAGUAUGCCGUUGAAGGUCUGGCGCACCUGACGUUAAACGACCAAGGUGACUCAUCUCAAGUUGGUAAGGAAGAGUCAGUGGCCACCUUCAAGGGCAACGAGUUCUUCUGCUAUGACCUGUCGCUGACACCCAUCCAGAGCAGCACUGAUGAGAUCACACUCUCCUUCCGCACACUGCAACGCAACGGCCUCAUGCUGCACACCGGCAAGUCAGCUGAUUAUGUAAACCUUUCCUUGAAGAGCGGCGCUGUUUGGCUGGUCAUCAACCUGGGCUCGGGGGCCUUUGAGGCCCUGGUGGAGCCUGUUAAUGGCAAGUUCAACGACAACGCCUGGCAUGACGUGCGCGUUACCCGCAACCUGCGCCAGCACGCAGGCAUUGGACACGCUAUGGUGACCAUCUCGGUGGAUGGUAUAUUGACCACCACUGGUUAUACCCAGGAAGAUUACACCAUGCUUGGCUCGGAUGACUUCUUCUACAUUGGAGGGAGCCCCAACACGGCCGACCUGCCUGGCUCUCCAGUGAGCAACAACUUCAUGGGCUGCCUUAAAGAUGUGGUGUACAAGAACAAUGACUUUAAGCUGGAGCUGUCACGGCUGGCCAUUGAGCGCGACCCUAAAAUCACCCUGAACGGUGACCUGGUGUUCCGCUGCGAGGACGUGGCAGCCCUGGACCCUGUCACCUUUGAGACCCCUGAGUCCUUCAUAUCCUUGCCUAAGUGGAACACCAAGAAGACAGGCUCUAUCUCCUUUGACUUCCGCACCACAGAGCCCAGCGGCCUCUUGCUGUUCAGCCAUGGCCGCCCUCAGGGUCCCAAAGAGCAGAAACCCGGAAGGGAGCUGAAAACUGAUUACUUUGCUAUGGAGCUGCUGGACGGUUAUUUGUACCUGCUGAUCGAUAUGGGCUCAGGAAAGACAAAACUGAAGGCCAGCAACAAGAAGGUCAAUGAUGGUGAAUGGUGUCAUGUGGAUUUCCAGAGGGAAGGGAGGAAAGGCUCUAUCUCAGUCAACAGCCGCAGCAUGCCCUUCAACUCCCCAGAGGGCAGUGAAAUCCUGGACCUGGACAGUGAUAUGUACUUGGGUGGGCUGCCUGAGUCUAAGUCGGACCUUAUCCUGCCACCAGAGGUUUGGACAGCUCUACUUAACUAUGGUUAUGUAGGGUGUGUCCGUGACCUCUUCAUUGAUGGCAAGAGCCGCGACGUCCGCCGUCUGGCUGAGAUCCAGAGCGCGCUGGGUGUCAGCAGUUUCUGCACCCGUGAACUGCAGAAGCGGUGCAGCAGUGCCCCCUGUGGCAACGGCGGACUGUGCAAAGAGGGCUGGAACCGCUACAUUUGCGAUUGCACCGGCACUGGAUACCUGGGUACCAACUGUGAGAUAGAGGCAACAGUGCUAAGUUAUGAUGGCAGCAUGUACCUGAAGAUCAUUGUGCCGGUCACCAUGCACACAGAGGCUGAGGACGUGGCACUACGCUUCAUGUCUCAGCGGGCGUACGGCCUGCUCAUGGCCACCACCUCCAAAGAGUCAGCAGACACCCUGCGACUGGAGCUGGAUGGAGGCCGUGUUAAGCUCACCGUGAACCUUGAUUGUAUCAGGAUAGACUGUAGCCUCAGCAAAGGACCUGAGAUACUGUUUGCGGGACAGAAGCUGAACGACAAUGAGUGGCACAUGGUGAAGGUGGUGCGACGAGGCAAAAGCCUGCAGCUGUCUGUGGAUAAUGUCACAGUGGAAGGCCAGAUGACUGGUGCCCACACACGUCUUGAGUUCCACAACAUCGAGACCGGCAUCAUGACUGAGCGCCGCUUCAUAUCUGUGGUGCCCUCAAACUUCAUUGGCCAUCUCCAGGGCCUGACCUUCAACGGGGUGCCAUAUUUAGACCAGUGUAAAAAUGGGGACAUCUCUUACUGCGAGCUGAAUGCCCGCUUUGGCAUGCGCCACAUCAUUGCAGAUCCAGUGACGUUUCGAACGAAGGGCAGCUACUUGGCCUUAGCCACGUUGCAAGCUUAUGCCUCCAUGCAUCUCUUCUUUCAGUUUAAAACCACCACACCUGAUGGCCUGAUGCUCUUCAACUCUGGCGAUGGGAGUGAUUUUAUCGUUGUGGAACUGGUGAAAGGGUAUGUUCACUAUGUCUUUGAUCUUGGCAACGGACCAUCACUGAUGAAGGGAAACUCAGACAAGCCACUCAGUGACAACCAGUGGCACAAUGUGGUGGUGUCCCGGGAUGCCAACAAUGUGCAUACGCUCAAGAUCGACUCACGCACCGUUACUCAGCACUCCAAUGGAGCCCGCAACUUGGACCUCAAAGGGGAGCUGUACAUCGGUGGCGUGACAAAGAACAUGUACAGCAGUCUGCCCAAGCUAAUUGCAUCCCGGGAUGGGUACCAGGGCUGUCUGGCCUCUGUCGACCUGAAUGGGAGACUCCCUGACCUGAUUGCAGAUGCCCUCCACAGGGUGGGCCAGGUGGAACGAGGCUGCGAUGGACCCAGUACCACCUGUACGGAGGAGUCAUGCUACCAUCAGGGGGUGUGUCUGCAGCAGUGGGAGGGCUUCACCUGCGACUGCACUAUGACGUCCUAUAGAGGCUCGUUUUGUAACGACCCUGGGACAACUUACAUCUUCGGGCGAGGCGGAGCCCUCAUCACAUAUACCUGGCCACCCAAUGACCGGCCGAGCACACGGGCAGACCGGCUGGCAGUGGGCUUCAGCACGCAGCUGAAGGAGGCUGUUCUGGUCAGGGUAGAGAGUGCCAAGGGACUGGGAGAUUACUUGGAGCUGCACAUAGAACGGGGAAAGAUCGGCGUGAUCUUCAACGUGGGAACGGACGACAUAACCAUUGAGGAGAGUGCGGUGAUGGUGAGCGACGGCAAAUACCAUGUGGUGCGAUUCACACGUAGCGGUGGUAAUGCCACACUGCAGGUGGACAAUCAGCCCGUCAUCGAACGUUUCCCCUCAGGGAACUUUGAUAAUGAGCGCCUGGCUAUUGCUAGACAAAGAAUCCCAUACCGACUCGGUCGGGUAGUUGACGAGUGGCUACUCGACAAAGGUCGCCAGCUGACCAUCUUCAACAGCCAGGCAUUCAUCAAAAUUGGUGGAAGUGGAGAGAAGGGGCGCCACUUCCAGGGCCAAAUCUCAGGCCUGUACUACAACGGCCUGCAGGUGCUCAAACUGGCAGCUGAGGGUGACCCCAAUGUCCAGACUCAGGGUAACCUGCGGCUGGUGGGUGACGUACCCUCAGUGCUCACUACUGACACCACCUCCACCACCCCACUGGCUGAUAUGUCCACCACAAUCAUGGAGACAACUACCACCAUGGCCACAACCACCACCCGUAAACAGCGCUCCACCAUAAGGGACAGUGUCACACCGAAUGUGGAUGACAUCUUGGUAGCAUCAGCUGAGUGUCCUAGUGAUGAUGAAGAUUUGGAGGAGUGUGAGCCUGGAAAUGAUCCUACGUCUCCUGAGAGAGGGCUCCCAGGUGCUGUGGAGGUGCAGCAGUCCAGCAGCACCACAGGAAUGGUGGUGGGCAUCGUUGCAGCUGCCGCUCUCUGCAUCCUCAUUCUACUCUAUGCCAUGUACAAGUAUCGUAACCGUGACGAGGGCUCCUACCAGGUUGACCAGAGCCGCAACUACAUCAGCAACUCAGCCACACAGAGCAACGGAGCCCUGGUGAAGGAGAAACAGCCCAGCACUGCCAAGACAGUUACCAAGAACAAGAAGAACAAAGACAAAGAGUACUACGUCUGAGGGAGCGCCGUCGUGACACAGACACACUUAGAGAAGGAAGGAGACGAGAGGGAGAGGGAGAGGGGGGAGGGAGAGAACAGGCAGUAUAUGAACAGUGGGGAACAUAACACAGAGGGUCAUUUAUUAUAAUGCUCAGUAUUGUCAGGUGGCCAUACAUGUUACCAAUUCCAGUCUAACCGGAGGGAAGCAACAAAUUAAGAUGGCAUCAUGAUUGAUCCAACUUGUUCUUAAAUGUUGACCAUGGUUUGGAUUUAAAGAACGGCUAUUACACCGCAGAGCAACACAUACUGUGCCAACACCCGUGUACCAAAUGCUGAUAAAACACUGAUUUAUGGGUUAGCAUAUGACAGGUUAUUUAAUAUCUUGGGUACUGUAGCAAAGCACCACCAUCAGUAUUUGUGUCAGGGUCUGUACUUCGUUCUGAAGCGGGCCUGUGGUGCAAGUCAUCACCUUAGACAGUAUCAACAUAUUAUUUUCCAACUAGGCCUGAAUUGGCAACUUGACAUCCCUCUGUAAAAUCAAUAUACUGCCAGCUUACAGAAACACUGUGUUAAUCCAGCAGUCCCACCUCUGUAAAUGUUGGGCAUUUGUGAUCUCUCACCUCUUGUCAGAUCUCUCCCUCUCGUACUCUGUUUCUCUUGUUCCGGUGCUCAGCAGCCGAUGCAAUGUAAACUCUGCCGUGUUUCAAGCAUGUAGUAUUCAUUUACAAAGACAUGAAAACCAUUUUUCUUUCUGUGGAGUUAAAAAAAUAUGACAGUGACUGAUGCUCUUAAUGAUGUUAAACGUAGCAACUAUGUGAGAUACCAUCACUCCAAUCUAAUGGAUGCUAACCUGUACGUUUAGCCGCCAAAAAAAUUGAGGCCAAACCCCCUUGGUCGUCCUUUGUUCCAGCAGAUCUGUGUCAUGUGUUUCUGGGGCUCCAAGCCGCGCCCUAGUUGGCCAGCUGAAAAAAAAACUCAACAUCCUUACAGUUACUAGUCACCGAAAACAGAAAAAACCCUCCAGCAAACAAGAUGAACUGUGUUCUAUAUAAUUAUAAAUACAUGUACCUAAGGACCUAAAUCGUGAGCAAGUGGAAACUUGAGUUUGCCUCCACCCCCGGAACUGAAUGGCUGGUGCAAUGCCUUGCUGCAAGACUUGGUCACUUUGGUUUGCUCUUAUGUUUUCAGUUUUUCUUUUCUCUGGAGAAAUGAGACAUUUUAGGGAAAUAUGAAUUUAUGCUUGCUGGAGUUCCACUGUGGAGAGCGCUACUGUACCUUGCAGGUGAGAAAGCGACUGUCUUUCACCCCCCGUAGCCUGACUGGACUGAUGGCAGCCAAUGGGCAAAGUAAACUGUGGGAAGAGCACACAAACAAAAAUGUGACUGGCAGUUCCCUGGAAGAUGUACAACAGAACUCUAGUAUUCCAAUUUUCUCAACUCUAUUAAAAAGAAAACUAUCAUGAAAAAAACUGAAACAAGUUUGUGAAAUGUCUAAAUAUUUGACUCAUUCCAUUACUAAGAGAAAUGUGUUUUCCCUGCUAUCAUUCCUGUUUGGAGAAAAAAAUGACUGAUUCUGGAAAACUGAAAUUUCUAUGUAUUUUCUUUUAGUAAUCGAGCAAAUGUGAUUUGGGUUAUGAAGAUGAACCUACUAAGUUCCUCUCAUUUUAUUCCAUCCUCAGUCUAUUUUUGUCCUACAUCUAUUCCUUUUUCUCUGUAUGGCAGGUUGUAUGUCCCCAUACCCUGUGCAGAAGGCAGGCUCUAUCUAUCCAUUUUUAUUUGUUUUAUAUAUAUUUCUGUCUACAUGGCCAGAGACAAGAUGGCAGCCGUUUCAUCUGGCAGGCUCCAUUGACUCACUCUCCUGCCAUGUUUGUCUGGUUUCUCUUUUUCCAUUUCAAACAUACUCCUCCCAGUAUCUUCCUGUUCUUUCUAAAUGUUAUUGUAAAGUGUUCCAGUGAGAUGACUCUAAAUAUGUGUACAUUAACAGAGGGAAUACACUUGGUUAUA